Messenger RNA from Aspergillus costaricaensis CBS 115574, 665 nucleotides. Its product is annotated as cytochrome c oxidase subunit VIIa. The transcript is spliced from 4 exons. The coding region runs from base 137 to 322 and encodes 61 amino acids. Gene Ontology annotation, biological process: mitochondrial electron transport, cytochrome c to oxygen. The record is from RefSeq and is a predicted model, not a curated record. NCBI's taxonomy places the organism in Eukaryota, Fungi, Ascomycota, Eurotiomycetes, Eurotiales, Aspergillaceae.
CUCGACAUCACCGCUCGCUUUCCCUCUCCUCUCCUCUCCUCUCCGCAACCCCCCACCACCACCUUAGCAGGUCAAUUCUUGCGCGAAUCUCCUCUACCCGUUCCUCGGAUCUGUCUGAAGACACUAAUAUCUCACAAUGGCCUCCGUUGCUCCCAUCACCGGCAUGCUCCGCCGCACCCUGGUCCUUGACCUGAGCACCGCUUUCGGUUUCGGUACCACUUUCGGCUACCUCUGGUGGUACGGCUUCCACCUCCCCCGCGUCCGCGCCCGUGACGACUACUACACCCGCCUCGAGGCCGAGCGCGCUGCUGCCCAGCAGUAAAUUCGCAUCGGCAACGCAUAUGCAUACGACUUCGCGCGUUGAUUGGGGAACCCAAUGUUUACCGUUAAAUAUGCCGGAUGGAACCGGGAUGCGUCAGCUACGUGAUAUGGGGAAGUGGAUGUGGGGGAAUGUGUAGCUGAUAGGAUGUGAUUGAUAUUGUUUUCGUUGUCUGGUAUAUUGCGUGGGUUUUGGGUUGGGUUUCCGGUUGAUGGUGCGGGUUGAAUGUGUUUGUGCUUGUGUGUGUGGAAUUGAAAGAAUAGAAGAAGGGAAGAAAGAAGAAGAACGUUUCCUCGAUUGAUUUUUUCGUCUGUUGUAUAUACGCUUGUACUCAUACAUGCGGUUG